This is a messenger RNA of Anopheles gambiae (African malaria mosquito), 2248 nucleotides long. RefSeq names its product ubiquitin-conjugating enzyme E2 J2. The transcript is spliced from 3 exons. Lineage: Eukaryota; Metazoa; Arthropoda; Insecta; Diptera; Culicidae. The coding region runs from base 670 to 1401 and encodes 243 amino acids. The record is from RefSeq and is a predicted model, not a curated record.
GUUGUGAUGUUUUUCCUGCAUCGGUGGUGUGUUAUUUUUUGUUGCGAUCGAGGAAUGUGGAAUUCACUUCGGAACAGAUUAGCUUAAACUUCCUGUCCCCCCCGUUCGUCGUCGAGUGCACUUGUGUCGCUUUCGAUAUUUUGCUUCCCAGUCCCGUGGGACCGUGUGUGAGCUCGAUUGGGCCUGCAGUUUCUCGUUCCCGUAGUCAAGCCGCGUCGGCAAUACUUACCACCCUAAUCUGCGUAAUAAAAGAGGGACUGGUGGUGUGAACGCAUCGAUAUGCCUAACGCUGACGUGUAGUAAUGGUGCAGCUCUCGGGUGCAUCUGGUGAUUAGUUUUUCGUGCGUUGUGUACAUAAAACAGUCGUGCUACGCAAAACGACGUGACUUCAAACGGCUGGUGCAAUAUAGUGUAUACGGAAGUAAUUUUACCACACGAAGAGGCUAGAUUCAAAGGUGAAGGGUUGUUUAUGGUGCUACCGAUAGGAAGGAAAACAUAGUUUUAACAAUAGAACUGGAGGAAGCAGUACAUUGAGACACGGGAUUUGUGACAACACAAGGCAACAAUCGGAGUAGGAAAAAAGGUGUCAUAUUGAGUAACAACUGGAUCAACAGACCGCCGCAACAAUAGAAACAUCUGUCCAGCCGUAAAGCAACACAAAGUGCCACGAUGACGAACCAGAAACCGACUGCCACCUGCCGGCUAAAACAGGAUUACAUGCGACUGAAACGGGAUCCAGUACCAUACAUCACAGCGGAACCACUACCAUCGAACAUCCUGGAAUGGCACUACGUGAUCAAGGGACCGGAAGAUUCACCGUACUACGGCGGCUACUACCACGGGACGCUGCUGUUCACCAAGGAGUUCCCAUUCAAGCCCCCCUCCAUCUACAUGACCACCCCGAACGGACGGUUCAAGACAAACAAGCGGCUCUGCCUGAGCAUAUCGGACUUUCACCCGGACACGUGGAAUCCGGCCUGGUCCGUGGCGACCAUCCUGACCGGGCUGCUGAGCUUCAUGCUCGAGUCGACGCCCACGAUGGGGUCGUGCGAAACGACACCGGCGGAAAAGCGCCGCUACGCCCAACAGUCGCUCGAGUUUAACAUGAAGAACGAGGUGUUCCAGGAGCUGUUUCCCGAGAUUUGCGAGGAAAUCGGCGAACGGUUGCAGAAGAUCGAGGAGCAGCGGAAACAGGCGGCCGCCGCCAGUGCGGAGAACGGCGCGGACAGUGCGGCAGGCGAGACGGCAACGGCGGACGGUGGCAUGUUUGUGGCGGGAGGUCGAUCCGGUAUCGACGACAGCAACAUUUGGCACUCGCUCUACACCAAUCUGAUCGUGCUGGUAGGGUUCGUCGUGUUUGCGCUAAUAGUGCAUUACGUCAUUAAGAGCAUGAACAUUUAAUAAUGGCACGAAGCGCCGGGUGAAGCGAGAGGUUUCGUUGUGUUUGAGCGUGCAUCAACAUCAAUGCGCUGCACUAGGGGCUGCACGUUUUGGCCAGGUGUGAGCUGUGUGCGUGAGUUGCGGCGUAUUCGGAAGCGUUGGAGCGCCGCAAAAAAUGCUCACCAUCACUAUCGCCUAGCGGUGAGGCAUAGUCUUUGUUCUGCAGCAAACUAAUCCUCCAAGAGGAAUGUUCUAAUUUGUAACCGCUAAUAAUAUACAUAGUGAAGCGACAACAGCAAUGAAACAAAACAAAACAAAAAGUGCGAGAAAGAGGUCGGCAAUUGUGAGAGCCAUUUGCUUUCAGCAUAAUGCGCCACUAAACCAUUAUACCAAAACGGCUUGGCUCUAAAGGAAGGUAAAUAUGCAGUAAAACAAAAUUCUAAGCAUCGUAUUACAAAAUUCAAAUCGGAAACCCUCGGGCAAGAGUAACGCAAUUGCAAUGCAACCGACGAAAACAGGGAACGAACGGAUCUGGUUCUGUUGUUUUUCUUCUCUGUACCAUAUACAUAAUUUUAACACGUUUCACCUUCCUUUGUUGCUCUCCCGCAAUGCCAUCCAUUGCCUGUGCCCGUUCAACGACGACUCUACGUUGGGGUUACCGAAUUGUCCGAAAUUGGAUUUUACAGCUAACCUAUCGAUGGUCGAUAUACAAUUAUUAAAACAAAUAGUGUAACGUUACAAUAGCAGUAUAGUGAACAUAUAUGUAACGAAACUACAACUACCAGUGGUCGUGAGGGGUUUGUUCGAUGCGGCUGUGCUCAUUUAAAAAGAAAAAAAAAAUAGAAGCUCUAAUAAACAUUUGAACCGA